Messenger RNA from Triticum dicoccoides, 854 nucleotides. RefSeq names its product isoaspartyl peptidase/L-asparaginase-like. The transcript has 2 exons. Gene Ontology annotation, molecular function: hydrolase activity. Bases 1 to 657 code for a protein of 218 amino acids. NCBI's taxonomy places the organism in Eukaryota, Viridiplantae, Streptophyta, Magnoliopsida, Poales, Poaceae. The record is from RefSeq and is a predicted model, not a curated record.
AUGGUAUCCACCCCGCACCUCCCUCCGCGUGCCCGGGGAAACCUGAGGACUCUUCCGGGCAGCAGCGUCAUCGGCGUCGCAUUCUUUCUUGAAGGUGCAGCUUGGUACGUGGCGGAUCGGAGCCUCGAUCCUCUAUUCGGCUACACCCAGUUGUUGAUUCCCGCAACCUUCCUGCUGCUUGCUUCUCAGAUCGACUACACCCAGUACAACUACACCGACCCAAUCUGCGCUCCCAACGACGACGACAACAGCCGGACCGGCACGGUGGGCUGCGUGGCCGUCGACGCCUCGGGCGGCCUCGCGUCGGCGACCUCCACGGGCGGGCUGGUGAACAAGAUGGCCGGCAGGAUCGGCGACACCCCGGUCAUCGGCGCCGGCACCUACGCCAACGCCCUCUGCGCCGUGUCCACCACGGGCAAGGGCGAGGACAUCAUAAGGCACACCAUGGCGCGCGACGUGGUGGCGGUGAUGGAGCACCGGGGCCUCUCGCUGGAGGAGGCCGCCGCGCGCGUCGUGGCCGGCGUGCCCCGGGGCUCCGUGGGGCUCGUGGCCGUGUCGGCCGCCGGGGAGGUCACCAUGCCCUACAACACCACGGGGAUGUUCAGGGCGUGCGCCACCGAGGACGGCUACUCCGAGGUUGCCAUAUGGCCUGCAUGAUCCUGACUGAGCUAGCGUUGGAGAAUCAACUGGCUGAUUAUGUGUGUCUGUCUUGUUUCUCUAGUGCCUGCUGCAGGUGCGGAUCUCUGCUUUGGUAGUUGCCACUACGAGGCAAAGAACUCCAUCAGUUUGAUGUUUCUGUUUCUGUUGUAAGGAUUUAGCUAAUUUGGUAUGAAAAUUAUUGAAAGUUUGUGUUA